Molecule: messenger RNA, 1119 nt
Organism: Mya arenaria
Lineage: Eukaryota; Metazoa; Mollusca; Bivalvia; Myida; Myidae
Exons: 2
Coding region: 454-1119 (221 amino acids)
Source: RefSeq, a predicted model, not a curated record
GUGAUAUCACGUGGUCGAGUUGUCAACAUGUGUAAACGCUUCAGUUGAUAUCUUAAGUAUUUUUUUUCAGGUAAAAUUUAAAUGAUUAAAACUGGCGCACCAAGAAAUUGAGCAUUAUUAAACACAUUACUAAACUUAUUGUCACGAUUAUACUUUAGGAUUUUACCUUAAACUGUGCUGGACUUGUUAAAAUAACUACUUUAAUCUGUGUGAAGAUUUCCUGAUUGUGUUUAUUAUUUUUUAGGGUAGUAACGUGUACCGGUGCUGAAUCAGCUACCCUGACACUUGAUAUCUAAAUGCGGACGUAACAUAGCAGUAACGAAAUCAACGUUAACGUAUCAUCAACUUAAACGUAGCAUCAAUUGGGGAGUAGAAUGUAGCAACGACCAUUCCGUCAUAAAAACCAGCUUUACUACAAUACUUCCUUUUUUCAUAAGAGACCUUUAAUUCAUUAUGGCAACAUUCAAAAUGUGGCGCCACUCAAAAUAUAUACGUUCAUGCAAAUAUAUUAUCCGAGGAUGUAUUAUAAUUACAAUCGUUUGUGUCAUUAUUGAGUUGCUUUUCAUAAACACUCUGAUUUUAUUUUCGUUAAUGCAAGUAAAACAUCUGAUCAAUGAUUUUUCAUCAUCACAUCUAUCAAUUAUUGCAACUCUUGCCAGAUACAACUCUUUCAGACACAUUGUCGCCCAAGGAAAGGACGAAGGAUUUAAAUAUCUCAUUGACAACACUAUUGCGAGGAUUUAUAUGGAGCAUGAAUCAGAAAACUGUGGAAAAACAAUCAGCAGACUGGGGUUUGAUGUAUCUAGCGCAGGUGAAUUUCUCUUCAUAUUAGAACAGAUGCAACGUCAGAAAGCCGAGCCAUGGAAAAAGCUAGUUGUCGAAAUCGGAGCAAAUGAUGGCCUGCUGUCCAGCAAUUCGUAUAACUUCAUACAAAUGGGUUGGAGUGCCAUUCUAGUAGAACCUCAGAGAGACCAGCUGGAUUUAGCGAAGAAAAACCAUGACGGACUGACCAACCAGCACCAAGACCAGAGUGUGCACUAUGUUCAUGCUGUGAUAAGUGAUCAUGAUGGCCAAGAAAAACUUCAUGUGUCAGCAGAUUUGUUUUCUAUGCAAAGCUGA